UUCCUAUCUUGGGCCAGUUGUGGGUUUUGCUGUCCGUUGGCCGAGUGGGUUGCUCAGGUGCCAGAUGGUGUACUUGGUGCUCCCACUGCCACUGUGUCGGCGUGGCAUGGCGCGGGUCAAGGGCAGCCAAACCAAGAUUCAAAAAUCAGCCAUGAAGAUGUAUUUCGCCGUGCUAUGCACAUCUCCUUGGUGACCAUCUGUAGGUCCACCCCGUUGGGUUCGGCAAACUCCUUGGCCCAUAGCAUGAAGGACCAAGCCACCAGCAGCGCCCCACAACAUCUGCGCUUCCAGGUCAACAAACCACGCGAAUUGCACGAAAACUGCACUUCAAGUUCGGGGUCCACAAAGUAUUUCGCUUGCCACGAAAUUUGAAAACGAACCAUAUGCUCAAAAAUCACCAAUCACUGCACCUGCCGCAGGCAGAGCACGCCGAAGACCACCACCACGUCCAAAGUGAUGCGCCUGCCACGAGAUCUGUACACCGACAUCAGACAUCAAGCCACUCCAAUCUCCUGUGCCUGUCGUGAUACGCCGACGUUGGACCACCAAAGCACGAGGCUUUCCUCGCGCAUACCACGAAAAGUCAUCACCAAGUUCAAAAAGUUGCACGGCGUCAUAACGAGAGCGCACCUCCCUCAAGCAAACUCUCAGAAGGGUACUUUUCUGCGAGCGUGCGGUCAUCUCGUUUGACUCAGCCUGUCUGGCCUUCUGUGGCACUCAGGCCAUUUCUGCAUUUGCACCUCCGUCAUUCCGGUCGCACCUGAUUGUCACAAUGUUUUGGACGUUGCCUGCACAGAUGGGCUGCCAUAUGAGAAGGUCCAACUUGAAACAACACCUGCGACCACUCGAAACGAGGCGGUUAUGGCUGUCAUGGAAGCAAACACUCAAUCACGUGAGGCUGGGCUGGUUGAACGAAAUGCGGCUCUAGCAGUUGCCAAUUAACAAAUGAGGCUGAUGACAGAAAUUGGUGGACUGAGUCAAUGAGAGUUACACGGAGGAGGUUCCGCAGCAGGUUCCGGAGGAAGGUUCCGGAGGAGGUUCCACAUCAUGGGUGGUGGCUAUCUUCCUGCAGUGUUUUUGUCCGAACUUUGCUGGGAAAAACCAAGGUCAAGGAACCCACCCAGACAUUUUCAUUGGCGGCAUCUCGUGAAUGGAAAAAUCAAUGAACUUGUGGCAUUGUUGCUCCCGGCCCUGGUGAAGAAUCGGCAUAAGGAGGUGUGUGUUUGGGUGUAGGGAUGGCGGAAGCGACUGGUUGAACCGUUGCAGCCCCCAAAAAUAUUUUAAAACAUUGUAACGUUUUUGAUUUUUGCGCAAAAAAUUGCGCUGAAGCAGGGCUGCAGGCUUGGAAGUUGAGGGACCAAGGAGCAGCUUGUGCUACCAUGACUCCCGUUCGCAAUCUGGAAGUGGACAGGGGGCCUAGUGAAGAUAUCGAGGACAUUGACAUGUUUGCGGCGUAUUUUUGUGAGAAAGGUAAGGGACGGAAGGAAUCACUUCACUUGCUGCAGCUGUUCCCGAGCUUUGGCUGUCAUCACUGGAGUGCCCUGGGCGGUUUCCGGUUGGGAACUCAGGUUUCGGCAAUGGGGCUUCCGAGUGUGUGGGCUUUUGCGGCUUGGAUUCAGCUGGUGCAAGGAGUAGGGGUACCCUUGGAUGACUGCCAGGACUGCAGCUUGAACGUCUUGCAGAUGAAGGCCUCCAAGAGCUCAAAAGAGGCAUGGGGAGAGCAUGGUUAUUGCCACGGACCUCGUGGAGAUCGCUGGUGUGACGCCUAUUCUGAACAUGAAUGCCGUGACCGCAGGGACAAGGGCUGCGAAUGGAGGCAGGCCGAGGAAGUGAGGCACAUGAAGCGUGGAGCAUGCAAUCCGACAGGGGUGCAGGUGCACAAGUCCUGUUCCGGAGACCAAGGCCUUUGCUCAUCGAUCCCCGGUUGUUUUUGGACUCCAGGCAUGUCCAUUGAACCCAUCGGCAGCCCGGGGUUUGGCCGUAACGACUUCAACAAUCCGAUGGCGGGGAUGUGUACGGGCAUGCCGAUGUACAACCAGGAAGUUAACUGCAUGGGUUUGUCAGAGGGCUUGUGCCGAUCGCAUGUUGGCCAAUGUAGCUGGGAUGAAUUUACAUCCUGAGACGCGUAUCGGCAUAGUUGAGAGGUCACAUCCCUUGCAAGAGACAAGAGUUGGACCAUUUCAACAAAAGGGUGAUGAAAAAGUGUGAGGAGAAUUCGGUUCAGUCGGAAUUGUUGAUGAACUGUCGAACUGUGAGCUGGAUUGUUAUUUUGCGGGCUAGUGAGUUUGUC
This is a messenger RNA of Durusdinium trenchii, 2290 nucleotides long. NCBI's taxonomy places the organism in Eukaryota, Dinophyceae, Suessiales, Symbiodiniaceae. The record is from the annotation of a GenBank genome assembly.